GAUUUUGUGGGUGAAUUUUAUUUGGCUGGGAUUAGGAACAAAAAACUUACAAAAAUGUGCAAACUAUAUACUAUGUGAGGUGAAAAUUUGUAUUAUUUAAGAGUUUCUUAAUCCCAUGUCCAUUACAAUACAUGGGCAGCGGUGAAAAAGUGAUAUAAGGGCAUUUAAAACAAAAAAGAAAAUAGCACAACCAAAACUUAAAUCGAUGAAUCAGGGGUUCAACUGAGCUUAAUUGUAUCCCGCAAAUCUUAAAAUGACUGAAAAAUCAGAUCACAUAACAUUAACACUGCCAGCGGCAGCAGUUGGCCUGAAUGGAGAAGCCACUACUAGUAGUUCCCUAACCGGAAAUCGCAAGAAAAGCUUGAGACGGUCUUGGAAUCAAUUACCACGUUGUCAACGUAAUCUCAUCAUAUUGGUCAUAUCUGCCAUGUGUAUUAGCGUAGUGUUCCUGUUACCUUCUCAGCAAUUGGAUGUCAUUAGCAAGAACUCGCUAAGUUUGGAUACCAAUAGUGCUGCAUUACCUCAGUCGCGAGUUAUUCGACAUAACAAUUAUGCUGACGAUAGAGAUGAUGUGCAGGUGGAAAGUAAAAGUAAUAUUAUCUUUUCACCAGGGGAGCAAAAUAUACUGCCGGCGCCUGCACCACAAAAACAAGAACCGCAGAUUGCUAUUGAAAGUGUGGUCAAUAUUCCACAAACUCAAGAACAUGUACAACCCCAACCCCAGCCACAACCACAAAAUGAAGAGGAAACUCUGGACAAAGCUCAACUACCAAACAUUCUUAAUAACGAUUUUACGAACGACAAUAACUUCAAUCCUAAACACCCCAACAAUGCCGAAGAUGAUCGUGCGGCUAUAGAGGUUGCCCUGCAAGAUCCCAACAGCUUGCCCGCAAGCAAUGGCUUGACCAUUGAAGAAUUUUUGGGACGCAUAGACUUGAAACAUUUACCACAAAAGCAACAUUUUCAUGGCCCCAAUAAUGAGAGACAAGAGGCUGUGGUUAAUGCAUUCCGACACUCUUGGAAUGGUUACAAAAAAUACGCCUGGGGUCAUGAUAAUCUAAAGCCCAUGUCAGAAUCUUCAUAUGAUUGGUUUGGUCUGGGUCUAACCAUUAUUGACUCAUUGGAUACCAUGUAUAUAAUGGGUUUAGAAGAUGAAUUCAUUGAGGCCCGCAAUUGGAUCAGCGAAGCCUUGAAUUUCGAUGUUAAUCGCGAUGUAAAUUUGUUUGAAGUUACCAUUCGUAUAUUGGGUGGAUUACUUUCCGCCUAUCAUUUAAGUGCCGAUAAGGUGUUCCUUAAGAAAUCGAUUGAAUUGGGCAACCGUCUAUUGCCAUGUUUCCUCUCACCAUCGGGCAUACCAUAUUCAGAUGUGAAUUUAGCUGCCUUAUCCGCUCAUGCUCCUAAAUGGUCACCCGAUAGUUCAACCAGCGAAGUAACAACACUUCAAUUGGAAUUUAGAGACCUGAGUCGAUUGACAAAUAUCUCGUUAUAUGAAAGUGUCGCUCAUCGUGUCAAUGAAAAAGUACAUGGGCUGGAAAAAAAUAGUGGUCUUGUGCCGAUCUUUAUCAAUGCCAAUACCGGAACUUUUAGAAAUUAUGCCACCAUAUCGUUGGGAGCCAGAGGUGAUUCGUAUUAUGAAUAUUUGCUUAAACAAUGGAUACAAACGGGCCAUAAAGGCAGUGACUUCUUGGUUUCGGACUACAUGCAAGCCAUGGAUGGUGUAUUUUCCCAACUGCUACGUCGUACCCCCAAAGAAAAUCAUGUUUUCAUAGGAGAAUUAAUCAAUGGCAAGGAGUUUAAGCCUAAAAUGGAUCACUUAACCUGUUACUUGCCGGGUACCCUAUUGCUGGGACAUCAUUUUGGUAUGCCUGAUUCGCAUUUGCUGUUGGCCAGGGAUCUCUUGGAGACAUGCUAUCAAACCUAUAUGAAACAACCAACACAAUUAGCACCGGAAAUCUCCUAUUUCUCAACGGCAGAAACCGAGGAGCUGGAUAUUUAUGUCAAGCCAAAUGAUGCUCAUAAUUUAUUACGUCCCGAGUUUAUUGAAAGUUUGUAUUACUUCUAUGCCCUCACAGGUAAUCGCACUUACCAGGACAUGGGUUGGACUAUAUUCCAGGCUUUUGAGAAAUAUGCCAAGGUAACCAAUGGCUAUUCAUCGAUUGGUAAUGUUAAGAAUAUCUUUAAUACACGCCUGAGAGAUAUGAUGGAAAGUUUCUGGCUGGGAGAAACUUUAAAGUAUUUCUAUUUACUCUUUAGUAAUAAUCCCAAAGAAAUUGAUUUAGAGAAAUGGGUAUUCAAUACAGAGGCUCAUCCUCUGCCCAUAAGAAAUCAAUAAUUGAAAUAAGUCUAGAAAAGCAAAGCAAAAAAAAAAUGAAUGAAUGAGUCUGAAAAUUAUUGAUAUUGUAUAUAAACAACAGCAACAACGGAAAAACAAAAUGGAAAAAAAACUACUUAGAGAUCAAUGUACUACUACUACCAUGUCGUGUUUAAGUUUAACUUAUAUGUAUUUAUUUAUGUACUUUCAUAGAUUUUUGUUUUUUUUUUUUGGUAUGUUUUAAGAUCUUUUUUUUAUGUGUACAAAGAACAUGUGCUGUGCAUAAGAAAAUACCAAGAUAUUUAGGAAAACACUUUAACUUUUGCAUUACAUCUUAGGUAUAAGAAGAAUCUCGUCAUGCAAAACUUUUUAAAACUCUUCAGCUCUCUUUCAAAGUUUCUUUUUUCAUUGCAGCAUAGUAAUUAUUCGGAUGUUUUCAGGGAAUAACUUUCAUUUUUACCUUAAAAACAAAGAAGUGAAAGUGAAGCCUAAAACACACCACAUCAGAUAUGGAUAUGAACAUGCACCCAAUAUAUACCCACACAUUGGAUAUCUACCUUUGAAAUUCCUAAUAGAUGCUCAAGGUAUUGGUAUUGAUGUUGGGUAGAUGUCCAUCUCGUAUUAUAUGUUAAAUGUAUAUAACACAAACAUAUGCAUAUAUAUUUAUAUAUGUGCUGUCUUUAGUUUUAGUUAAAGUAGACACGAAUUACUUAAAAAAAAAACAAACAAUUACGAAAAAUGAGCAGCAAAGAGCAUUAAUGCCAAAUAGUAAAUAUUUAAUUUUUAAUCUCAUCCCAAUCAUGAUAUUCAUAUAUAUACAUACAUAUUUUACAAAUUAUUAUUUUUUUGUUCUACAAACAAUCUAAGAUUUAAUUACGAAUAAUGCUAAGCAAUAUUAUUUAUAUAUACACACACACAUUUACUUAUUUAAACCCAAUACAAUUUUAGUACGCAAGCCUAGAAACGUGUAGCGUUGUUUGAUCAAAAUUGAUAUCUGAUUGUUAAGGUUGCACAGUGUCAAGUUAGCAAACUUAAUUUAGCUAAACUGUCUAAAAAAUGUAGAAAUCGAUGUUUUAAGGAACAUACAUAGAAACUUAUGUGGUGUUUCGGUUUAU
Messenger RNA from Stomoxys calcitrans (stable fly), 3426 nucleotides. RefSeq names its product endoplasmic reticulum mannosyl-oligosaccharide 1,2-alpha-mannosidase (gene alpha-Man-Ib). Gene Ontology annotation, biological process: carbohydrate metabolic process; N-glycan processing. The record is from RefSeq and is a predicted model, not a curated record. Gene Ontology annotation, molecular function: mannosyl-oligosaccharide 1,2-alpha-mannosidase activity; calcium ion binding. Gene Ontology annotation, cellular component: membrane; endoplasmic reticulum. NCBI's taxonomy places the organism in Eukaryota, Metazoa, Arthropoda, Insecta, Diptera, Muscidae. Bases 254 to 2332 code for a protein of 692 amino acids. The transcript has 7 exons.